AUGGCACAUAGCGCGAGUGGCGCUUGGAUCCAUGAGUUUGAACUGAAGAGAACAGCUCAGUGUGUGAAGAGACAGGGAGAAGUAGCAGGCAGACAGGUCACUGUAGUCGAGGCUCCAGGAUGGUGUAGAUAUGACAACCUCAUAAACACUCCUGAGCUCACUAAAAAGGAUAUAGUGCUCAGUGUGUCUCUGUGUCCUCCAGGACCACAUGCUGUCCUACUUGUCAUAGAUAUUGAUGAUUCUUUCACAAUUGAAAAAAGAAUAAAUAUUCAAUAACACCUGGAGCUUCUCGUUAGUGCUGUCUGGAGUCACACCAUGGUGCUGUUCACCCAUGGAGACUGGCUGGGAGACACAACCAUUGAGCAGCACAUUGAGAGUGAAGAGGCCCUGCAGCCUCUAGUAGAGAAAUGUGGGAACAGAUAUCAUGUCCUCAACAAUGAGAAUAGGGCAGGUGAUCAGGUACAGAGAGAAGAGAAGAUAGAAGAGAUGGUAGCAGGAAACAAAAACUGUCACUUUGAGAUGGACAGAACGAGACUGGAGGAAGUGAAGGAGAGGAGGAGGAAUGAAGAACGGAGAGCAGCAGAGAGACUGAUGAAGGUGGAGAAGCAAAGACAACACCUCCAGUCACUGAAGCCAGGGAAUUCAUCCCCGCGGUCAGAGUUCAGAGUUGUGCUGCUGGUAUACAGAAGAUCUGGGAAGAGUUCAUCAGGAAACACCAUCCUGGGCAGAGAGGAGUUUGACCUGAAGAGAAGAACAGCUCAGUGUGUGAAGAGACAGGGAGAAGUAGCAGGCAGACGGGUCACUGUAGUCGAGGCUCCAGGAUGGUGGAAGAAUGUCAACCUCAAAGCCACCCCUGAGCUCACUAAACCGGAGAUUGUGCUCAGUGUGUCUCUGUGUCCUCCAGGACCACACAUUCUCUUACUGAAUGUAAGAAUAGAUUCUGCUUUCACAGUGGACCUGAAACAAAACAUUCAACAACAUAUGGAGUAUCUCAGUGAGAGAGUCUGGAGUCACACCAUGGUGCUGUUUACCCGUGGAGACUGGCUGGGAGACACAACCAUUGAGCAGUACAUUGAGAGUGAAGAACACAUCAGAUAUCUGGUAGAGAAAUGUGGGAACAGAUAUCAUGUUCUUAACAAUGAGGACAAAAGUGACAGAACACAGAUCACAGAGCUGAUGGAGAAGAUGGAGAUAAUUAUCUUUGGAAACGGGGGCCGUCACUAUGAGAUGGACAGAAAGAGACUCCAGGAAAUGAAGGAGAGAAGAAAACAACAGAUGCAGAGAGCAGAGGACAGACGGAUGUGUGUCUACAGGCAGAGAUCUGCUUUUCAAUUCUCAGGAGGUGAUGCUCAGUUCCUCUCAAGCGUGAGGGUUGUGCUUUUGGGACACAAAUAUGCUGGGAAGAGUUCAUCAGGAAAUACCAUCCUGUGCAAAGUGGAAUUUGACUUGAAGAUAAGAACAACUCAGUGUGUGAAGAGACAGGGAGAAGUAGCAGGCAGACAGCUCACUGUGGUAGACACACCAGGGUGGGGGGGGGGUGAAACCCUCAGAGACACUUCCCAGAAAACCAAACGGGACAUUGUGCUCAGUGUGUCUCUGUGUCCCCCAGGACCGCAUGCAGUCCUUCUAGUCAUACGUGUAGAUUGUACUUUUACAGAGGUCUACACAAAAAGCAUACGGGACCAUUUGGAGCUUCUUGGUAAAAAUGUUUGGAGACACACAAUUGUCCUUUUCACCUAUGGAGACUGGCUGGGAGACACAUCCAUUGAGCAGCACAUUGAGAGUGAAGGAGAAACCCUGCGGUGGAUCAUUGAGAAAUGUGGGAACAGAUACCAUGUCCUCAACAACAAGGAGUGGACUGAUGAUACACAAGUAACAGAGCUGCUGGAGAAGAUAGAACAGAUGGUGUUUAGAAACGGAGGAGCUCACUAUCAGAGCCCACAAGAAGAGGAGAAAAAGAAAAAGGACAAGAAAAUGACAAGAUGGGCGACUCUCUUCAGAGGUUUACUGAGACGGAAUAGAGCAGAUGACCAGAGCAGAGAUAUGGAUGAGGCUUCAGCACGACUGGAUGAGUUGAGUCUGCAGGGAAGCAUGGCAACUCCCCCUCUGAUGGGUGGAGAUGACAGAUCUGGGAUGUUCACAGUGGAUACCUCAGGCUAUGGCACAUACCCAUCAGUAGCACCUUCUGUAGCCUUGUCUGAAGCCCCCUCUGAAUGGGGCUCCCAGGAGUCCGUAAACACUAUGUGGAGUGUCCAGGGGAGCACUGGAGGGAGAGUGAAGAUGACAGGUCCUCCGUGCCCUCAGCCUACCACACACACACACACAUCUCAGACAAAGCAUCUGAAGCCCCCUUAAAACGAGACUGAUGUCAACAGCUA
Messenger RNA from Alosa alosa (allis shad), 2378 nucleotides. Its product is annotated as GTPase IMAP family member 8-like. The record is from RefSeq and is a predicted model, not a curated record. Gene Ontology annotation, molecular function: GTP binding. NCBI's taxonomy places the organism in Eukaryota, Metazoa, Chordata, Actinopteri, Clupeiformes, Clupeidae.